AUGGUGCCAAGAUGGGAUGCCACCUGUGCAGUGGCUCCAGUCCUGACGCUUCAUGUGGUCCUCAGAGUGCCCACACCACAGGACAUGGAGAGCUUCAUGGAAUGGCGUUCCAUGGUCAAGCAGCCGCAUCCAAAACCUGACACCACCAAUGUUGAUGAGCAUUUGAGUCGACUUGAUUUAGUGCUGAGCUGCCGGAAACAGGAAGGACUUGAGGCUAAGUUGGAGAAGUGUUUCUUCUUCAAGAAAGAGGUGCAGUAUCUGGACCAUGUAAUCUCAGAGGGGGCAGUCUCAAUUGACCCAGGGAAAGUCUCUGCGGUCGGCGCUAGCCAAAAUGGCUUGGGAGCCGUACUGUCCCAGGAGCAGGAUGGCCAGUGGCAGUGGACCUGUAUUGUGUGGAAGGAGGAUUUGUUGUAUCGCCAGCUGUUUUGUCCAGAUGGGGGUGGAGAGGUGUGGCAGCUCCUUCUGCCAGAGACUUUGAAGGAGGAGGUCCUGCAGCAGCUUCACCAGAACCAAGGCCAUCAGGGAAUUGAGCGGACUACUGAGGUGGUGAAGCAGAGGGGUUAUUGGCCUGGGAUGGACCAGAAGAUAAAGAACUGGUGUCAAAAGUGUGAGCGUUGUAACUUGGCUAAGGCAACACACCCGGAGAUCAGAGCACCUAUGGGCCACUUACUGGCAGCCAGACCAAAUCAAAUCUUGGCCAUCAGUUUUACUUUUUUGGAGCCUUCCAGCGAUGGUACUGAGCUUGUGUUGGUAAUGACUGUUUUUUCCAAGUUUACCCAGGCUGUACCUACAAGGGACCAGACGUCUUCCACUGUAGCAAGAUUGCUAAUAAAGAAGUAGUUCUAUUGAUAUGGAGUCCCCAUGUGUUUGCACUCUGACCAGGGCCGGAGUUUUGAGUGCUUUGGUGCAGCAGUUGUGUGA
Monopterus albus (swamp eel) is the source of this 921-nucleotide messenger RNA. RefSeq lists its product as uncharacterized. The record is from RefSeq and is a predicted model, not a curated record. Gene Ontology annotation, biological process: DNA integration. Gene Ontology annotation, molecular function: nucleic acid binding. The transcript has 4 exons. NCBI's taxonomy places the organism in Eukaryota, Metazoa, Chordata, Actinopteri, Synbranchiformes, Synbranchidae.